Penicillium brevicompactum is the source of this 564-nucleotide messenger RNA. RefSeq names its product U2 snRNP complex subunit MSL1. Gene Ontology annotation, molecular function: pre-mRNA intronic binding; U12 snRNA binding. Gene Ontology annotation, biological process: mRNA splicing, via spliceosome. The record is from RefSeq and is a predicted model, not a curated record. Lineage: Eukaryota; Fungi; Ascomycota; Eurotiomycetes; Eurotiales; Aspergillaceae. Gene Ontology annotation, cellular component: U12-type spliceosomal complex. The coding region runs from base 1 to 564 and encodes 187 amino acids. The transcript has 3 exons.
AUGGCCUCCAAGGCACUCCCCUCCCGCGGUGGCCCCGACAGCAAGGCCAUCGCUACCGGUCCUCCCAACCAGACUCUCUUCUGCACCAAUCUACCCGACAAGCGGAUCUGUAAGAAUGAUCUACGAACCUCGCUCUACACGCUUUUCUCCACCUACGGCACCGUGCUCGAUGUCGUGGCCAUGAAGACCAGCAAAAUGAGGGGCCAGGCCCACAUCGUGUUCAGGGAUGUCCAGGCCAGCACACAAGCCCUGCGGGCCCUGCAAGGAUUUGAGUUCUUUGGGAAACAAAUGAAAAUUGUGUAUGCCAAGGGCCAAUCAAGUGUGAUUGCUAAGCUCCGUGGCACUUACAUCGCGCCCAAAGAUACCGCAGCGGCACCCGUCUCCUCGGAUCUACAAAAGUCCAUCUUCAGUGGUCCUCCCGGCACACUCCCGGCACGACCGCCCACCGAGGGCGGAGAGGGACAAGGAGUCAAGCGAGCGCGCGAGGAUGAAAGCGACGACGAAGAGGCCCCCAUGGACGAGGACAGUGACGUGCCAAUGGAAGCAUCGUCCGAUGAGGAUUAA